AUGCUGCCAGAUCCACGAGGUCUGUCUGCCAGCACGUUCAGAAACCGUAAAGCCUGGGAACUUGCUCCACUCAAGAUAAACAUCAACCUAGGGUGGGACAAGUUGAACGAGUACUAUACAAAGCUGGACGAGACGCCGGCAUACUAUGCUGCCGCCAUUCUAAAUCCGGUCUCUCGUUGGGCAUAUUUCGAGAAUUCCUGGACCAACAAAGCACAGCUGCUGUGGCUUCAGGAGGCGAAGAGAACGGUAAGGAAGUUAUGGGACGAAGAGUACAAAACACUACCGAUACUUACGAUGCCCGAUGAAGAGCCUCCGCUGAAGCGUUUAAAGGUAAUGAGUGCACUUGAGAGACAUCGAGCUUACCGGACCUCGUCGCUGUCAGGCAGGUCUUCAUCUUUGGAAAACUCGCAGAACGUAGACCAUGAUGAAUAUGACCACUGGCUGUCGAGCCCUGACGUUAAGAACGACCCUCUGGUCACUGAUGUCGUACAAUAUUGGUGGGGGAGACGGAAAGAUUACCCUCGGCUGUCGCGAAUGGCUCUCGACUUGCUAUCAGUGCCACCUAUGUCCGCGGAGUGCGAGCGUUUGUUUAGUGUUGCUGGGCAAAUGGUUUCACCGCUGCGGACACGAUUGGAAGCUAGCACGAUAGGGAUAACACAAACACUUAGGUCGUGGGUGCGCAAUGGCCUAAUCGACGCAGCGGAUACGUUGAUUGAUGUAUCAGGAGAGAUUGGGGAGAGUAUUAUAUGGCAGGCGGAGGAGGACGGCCGCGGUGCUUGGGAGUAG
Molecule: messenger RNA, 786 nt
Organism: Pochonia chlamydosporia 170
Lineage: Eukaryota; Fungi; Ascomycota; Sordariomycetes; Hypocreales; Clavicipitaceae
Exons: 1
Coding region: 1-786 (261 amino acids)
Molecular function (GO): protein dimerization activity
Source: RefSeq, a predicted model, not a curated record